Molecule: messenger RNA, 2743 nt
Organism: Nelumbo nucifera (sacred lotus)
Lineage: Eukaryota; Viridiplantae; Streptophyta; Magnoliopsida; Proteales; Nelumbonaceae
Product: transcription factor TCP19
Cellular component (GO): nucleus
Molecular function (GO): sequence-specific DNA binding; DNA-binding transcription factor activity
Source: RefSeq, a predicted model, not a curated record
UUAUUUGGCGGUGUGGGAAGAGAAGGGUGGUCUCUCUCUGUCUUCUGGGUCGUCUGGUUGGAGUCGUAAAGGGGAUAAAAGAGGAGAGGAGGGGGUCUUAGGGUUUGUUUCUUCCUUCGCAGUUUCCCCACCCUUUUCUUUUCUUUUCUUUUUUUUUUUCUUUAUGUUUUAUUUUAUCUUCUCUACUUCCUUCGAAAUCUCUACUUUUUAUUAUAUAUUCAAUCCUUCUUUCUCUCUGGUUCUUUCCCUCUCUCUUAUUAACACUCUCAGGAGAAGAAGAGGAGAGACGCUUCCAUUGGGAAUGGUUGUGGACUGAAGGACGUCAACAACGACGAUACCAAUCCUUCUCUAUUCUCUCGCUUUUCUUCCUUCUCUGGAAAAAGUCCUUGUUUCCUAAAAUCUUUUUGUCUUUCUGCAACAUAAUAACCCUUGUCUUUCUUGGUCUUGUAUCUGCUUUGGUUUUUGGGUUUUCUUUUAUCCUCUUGUAUUUUGUCUACUCGACUCGAUUCUGGGGAUGGCGUCUAUUCAGAAACAGGAGAUUGAGGAAGAAGACGAAAGAGGAACUACUGAUCUCACAAUGAACGGUGGAGGUGGCGAAGUGCCCGUUGACAACGGAAACAACGUCGAGGACAAGAUGGAAUCUUCUGAUCCUUCUACAACGGAGUCCGAACCGCCGCCUCCGGCUACUUCUGCUCCCUCCCAACCGUCGUCCACCGCAGUACCGCUUGUAUCUUUAAAAGAAGAACCCACGGAGACGGAACCCGAGUUGGAGGAACAACCACCGCCUAUUGGGGUUGUUCCCGUAGCUAUGCAGAUGCAGAUGCAGAUGCCCAUGUCCAUGCCCAUGCCCAUGCCUGUGCAGAUUAGAAGAACAGCGGUUCCUGGGAGAAGGGCUUCUACGAAGGACCGGCAUACCAAAGUUGAAGGUCGAGGGCGUAGGAUCCGGAUGCCUGCAACCUGUGCGGCGAGAAUCUUUCAGCUCACAAGAGAACUCGGUCACAAGUCCGACGGUGAGACCAUUCGGUGGCUCCUCGAACACGCCGAACCCGCCAUCAUAGCCGCUACAGGUACCGGUACUGUGCCCGCCAUCGCCAUGUCCGUCGGUGGCACACUUAAGAUUCCAACCACGUCUUCGACCUCCGACGGGGACACGACGAAAAAGAAGAGAAAGCGGUCCGCGUCCAGUGAAUAUUAUGAGGUUAACGACGGAGUCUCCAUUUCUUCAGGUCUCGCUCCUAUAGGAGCCACAGCAGUUGCUGCCGCACCCCAAGGGCUUGUCCCCAUGUGGGCUGUCAGCAGUGGAGGAAGAGUUAUACCCUCCAACGCUGUCGCCGCCGGAACCUUUUGGAUGAUCCCUCCUACUACCGCCAUUGCCGGGCCUUCGAACCAGCCACAGCUAUGGACGUUUCCACCAGCUGGGACGCCCCUUAUCAACAUCUCCGCGAGACCCAUUUCGUCGUUCAUAUCGGCGAUGCAGCCUGGAAUUAGUAUAGCUACUCCUGUUGAAGUUCAGGCUCCUUCGUGCGUCUCCAAUAACGCAACAACCUCUGCAGUGUCAUCCACGGGAGCAAAAGCAGCCAAGACUUCCACUAUGGCCCCAAGUACGAGUUCUACUACCACUACCCAGAUGCUUAGAGACUUUUCCUUGGAAAUUUACGACAAACAAGAGCUUCAGUUCAUGGGUCGCUCUGCGAAUAAUCGGCAACAUGAUCAAACAACGUCCUCAAAACAGUGAGAAUGCAGAGGGCGAGUGUGUUAAAGGGAAUUAGAACCUAAACCCUGCAAAGCUGAGUUUUUUUUUUUCGUUAAAUGGGUUUGGUCAUUCAAAGGGUUUUGUCCAUUUUUUUUAUUGAUUCUGGGAAGAAAAAUCUCCCAACCUACAGUAUUUCCGCCAUUAACGACCUUCGUUUCGUCGUCUGCCUCUCAUUUCUUUGAACCCUCAUUCUCCCUCCGCUUAACGGUGGGAGAGGAGAGAGGAGAGAGGAGAGAGGAGGAGAUACGUACUGGUGGGUCCAGCACGUGCGCACGAGUGUGUUUAAGUUGGAACGUGUAGGGAUGGGGUCGUGUUAGGCGAAGGAGUCUGCUGAGUUUUGGGGAAAGGUGGGGUCCAUCAAGGUGGUGGGUCAACAAGCGAAGAAAGGGGUGCUCCGUGGACCGUGCGGAGUGGUUUCAUGUGGGCCACGAUCUGUCGAUCAUGUGAUGGCUGGCGCGGGCCCCAAGGGGGGAGUUGUGGGCCCCAACAGUUUUUUCUCCUCUCCUCUCUCGAGGCGGCCCCGUGGUGGUCCCCGCUUGCUUUUUGGUGUGUUUCUUUUGGGUGGUUCGAUCGAGAUGAGAGGAAAAGGCUAGACUGGCCCUGUCGACACGUGUCUGGUGCUUAGCUGUUAUUGUGGGGACCUCUUCACCACUCGUUUGACACGUGGAGAACGAAGACGUGGUCUAGCGAAUAUCCGUUAUUUCGUCCUUACAACGAGAUGAUGAUGAUGGUGAUGAUGAUGAUUGCAUCAGAUUAAGUGGAUCUCUCCGUUAUCUUCCAUACUGCUGAGCACUGCUACACUUUGCAAAUAUUAUUUUCUUUUUCUUUUUGUUUUUGGCUCCUCUAAGGCUCUAACCAAUUUUAAUUUAAUUUUCUUUGUUUUAUUUUUAACUUGUCUAAUUUAUUAUCUUCUCCGCUUGUCCGCUCAAAUGGACACUCCCUUUGUCUGGUGUGCAGUUUGUUUUGAUUUAAAUCUUUGUUUCAGUUUCA